Molecule: messenger RNA, 489 nt
Organism: Triticum turgidum subsp. durum (durum wheat)
Lineage: Eukaryota; Viridiplantae; Streptophyta; Magnoliopsida; Poales; Poaceae
Source: the annotation of a GenBank genome assembly
AUGGAGUUGGUGACCGGUGUCAUGGGAAGACUACUCCUUAAGCUGGGCGAGCUGCUCGCGAGUGAGUACAAGCUACAGAAGGGCGUCAAUGAAGACAUUGAGUCCCUCAAAAAAGAGAUGGAGAGCAUUCACAUUGCCCUUAUAAAGGUGGCCGAGGUACCACGGGACCGGCUUAAUGUGCAGUUCAAGAAAUGGGCAGAUGAACUGAGGGAGCUGUCGUACGACAUGGAGGACGUCGUUGACAACUUCCCGGUGUGCGUCGAGGGAUCUGAUCCAGCACCCAACUCCAACAAGCUCAAAUGGCUAAUGGAGAAGAUGACCGGCUAUUUCACCAAAGCCAACGGUCGCCAUCAGAUCGCCAAUGACAUUAAGGCUCUCAAGAAACUUGCCGAAGAGGUGGCUGCCCGGCGUGCCAGAUGCCAAGUCGGCGGUGCUGUUGUCAAUCCACCUAGCAGAUCCAAGGUUGACCCUCGUAUGCUGGCUUUGUAG